AUGGCUGAGCCUAUUCGCAACAAGCGCCUUGACCCGGCCACUGCGCCUACGCCUCAAAACACUCCUCUUCAGAAUGCGCCCAUUUCGUCGCACGCCCAACAGCCUGGCGUUGCCAGCAUUAAGGAAGAGGACCUUGACCGCGCUGCCGCAGCCUCCAUCUUCGCCCAGAACCCCAAGCUUGUCCAAAUGAUUCAGGGUAGACUUGGCUCUCUUGUCGGUCGGUCCUCCGGAUAUAUCGAAUCUCUACCCCCUCAGGUGCGCCGUCGUGUCGCUGGUUUGAAGGGCAUCCAGAAAGAGCACUCUAAGCUUGAGGCCGAGUUCCAGGAGGAGGUUCUCCAGUUGGAGAAGAAGUAUUUUGCCAAGUUCACCCCUCUUUAUGAGAAGCGUGCCAAAAUUGUUAAUGGAGGCUCUGAGCCCACUGAGGAGGAGAUCAAGGCUGGUGAGGAUGAUGAUGAGGAGGAACCUGAGGAGCCAGAGAAGGGAGAGAAGCCAGCUGAAUCUUCUGAGCCUGUCUCUGGUAUCCCCGAGUUCUGGCUUUCUGCAAUGAAGAACCAAAUCUCUCUUGCUGAGAUGAUCACCGACCGCGACGAGGCCGCCCUUAAGCAUCUGGUUGAUAUUCGCAUGGAGUACCUUGACAAACCCGGUUUCCGUCUCAUCUUCGAGUUCGCAGAAAACGAGUUUUUCACCAACAAGACCAUCACCAAGACCUACUUCUACCAGAGCGAAAGCGGUUACGGUGGUGACUUCAUUUAUGAUCACGCCGAGGGUGACAAGAUAGACUGGAAGGAGGGCAAAGACCUCACCGUCAGAAUCGAAAGCAAGAAGCAAAGGAACAAGAACACCAAGCAGACCCGUAUUGUUAAGAAGACGGUUCCUACCGAAUCGUUCUUCAACUUCUUCUCCCCUCCCCAGGCUCCUACAGAAGAAGACGACGACGCCGCCUCUGACAUCGAGGAGCGCCUCGAGCUCGAUUACCAGCUGGGUGAGGAUAUCAAGGAGAAGCUUAUCCCACGUGCGAUUGACUGGUUCACCGGCGAGGCACUGGCCUUUGAGGAGUUGGAUGACGAUGACUUGGAGGGCGACUACGACGAUGAGGAUGAUGAUGACGAUGAUGACCUCAGCGAGGACCGCGAUGAGGAUGAGGAGUCUGAGGAUGAGGAUGAUACGGGCAAACCCAAGCAGGAGGCGGCUGAGUGCAAGCAGAGCUGA
This is a messenger RNA of Colletotrichum truncatum, 1209 nucleotides long. RefSeq names its product nucleosome assembly protein. The record is from RefSeq and is a predicted model, not a curated record. NCBI's taxonomy places the organism in Eukaryota, Fungi, Ascomycota, Sordariomycetes, Glomerellales, Glomerellaceae. Gene Ontology annotation, biological process: nucleosome assembly. Gene Ontology annotation, cellular component: chromatin; nucleus. Gene Ontology annotation, molecular function: histone binding; chromatin binding.